This is a messenger RNA of Andrographis paniculata, 1236 nucleotides long. Its product is annotated as GDSL esterase/lipase At1g71691-like. The transcript has 5 exons. The record is from RefSeq and is a predicted model, not a curated record. Lineage: Eukaryota; Viridiplantae; Streptophyta; Magnoliopsida; Lamiales; Acanthaceae. Gene Ontology annotation, molecular function: hydrolase activity, acting on ester bonds. Bases 2 to 1093 code for a protein of 363 amino acids.
GAUGACGAGGGCUCGACACAUUUUGCACGUUUUGUUGUUAGGACUUACGAUAGUUGGAGUGGCGACCGGAGAGCCACUUUUUACGGCCAUGUAUGUAUUCGGGGAUUCGGCAAGUGAUCCAGGAAAUAAUAAUGACUUUGUAGAUACUACGGCGAAAGCCAAUUUCCCGCCCUACGGCAUUGAUUUUGAAAACGGGUCUACGGGAAGAUUUUGCAACGGAAAAAUCUUAGUAGACUUUCUUGCUCAAACAUUGGGACUUUCUAUACUUCCUUCCUACAAGGAUACAAUCGAUGCGACCGACGACAAUUUUCUAUCGGGAGUAAAUUAUGCUUCGGCCGGGGCAGGAAUUCUACCGGAGUCGGGACGAGCUUUGGGUCGGGUGACACCUUUUUCACAACAAAUCAACAACUUUGGGAACACGGUGGAUCAAUUGAGUAACCGAAUGCAAGACAACGAGCUGAGCGAGUACUUGGCGAAGGCCGUGGCAUUUGUCGAAAUCGGGACCAACGAUUACCUCAACAACUAUAUUCAACCUAUGUUUUACGCAAGUAGCCGUGUUUAUAGUCCUCAGCAGUUCGCGGAUCUUCUCAUGCAGCGCUACGCCGGGAAUAUAUUGAAUCUUCGUAGUUUAGGGCUAAGGAAGUUCUUCUUGACGAAUAUUCCACCGGUCGGUUGCUCCCCUAUUGUACGAACAAUCAUUGGUGGCGCUCCCGGCCAAUGCCAAUCGACCUCGAAUAACUUGGUGCAAACUUUCAACAAAGAACUAAAAUCUCUUGUCGAUCAACUUAACUCGGACUACCCCGACUCCACAUUCUCCUACGGCGAUUCUUAUCAAUUGUUCUCCAACCUACGCGAAAAUGCUAACGCUUUAGGAUUUUUGGUGAAGGAUGAGAGUUGUUGCAAGACGGGAAGCCUUCGAGGCGGCAAAGUUUUGUGUUCUCCGGAGUCGAAGCCGUGCGAAAAUCGCGGCGAAUAUUUGUUUUGGGAUGAAGCUCAUGUCACAGAAGCUGCUAAUGGAGUUCUUGUUGCUGAAAUUUACAACAACUCUGCCUAUAGCUUCCCUCUCACAAUACAACAAAUGGCAAAUAUAUGAGAUUUGAUUGAUAGAAUACCUAAGUUAUUAUAAUUUCAUCCAUCAUUUUCAUGCUUAGCUUUCUCUUUAAUUAAAUUCAUGAAGCUGUUUUGUGUUAUCCAUUUCUAAUGUUGUAAUAAUAAUAUAUAGAUCGAGUUGAGUGA